AAACUGAUUUUAUUCGCCUAUGAUUAUGAAGACAUGGAUGCAAUGAAGGUAAACGUGAGAAUCGUUCGAAUGACUAACAUACCGGUCACGUUUUGAUGCCAGUGUCUUUAGUGGAAAUAGUUGAUGUCGGAACACCCCAAGGAAGCUUAAAGAGAGUGGACAGUAUAAAUAGGAAUCCUAAAAUAUACAAAGAACAUUUUUGGAUUUGAAUGUCAAAUGACUCUGAUACGAGACAUAUGGUAACAUUAACUAUUCCAGAGGCUGUUCAGGACUGAAUGUCCAGUGUUGUAGACAGAGUUUAAAAGUAGACUGAUUAUACAAAAUAGACUUCCUUUCCCAUUCCAAAGAAAGAUAAUUUCAAUAUCUCAACAGCUAGAUUCCUCUAUUUAGUACUGAAUAACAAACGCCGCAUUCAAAAUGUGGAGUCAAAUUGGGUUUGUGAGCCGAAACCUACAAACUUUUAGAUCUGCCAGCAGGAAAUCCAAACUUUAUAACUUGAGAAUAUUUCCCUCUUAUGAGGGCUCUAGUCCAACCUCCAUCCUCUGUCGAGAUGAAGUUAGGACUCCCAUGUUGCCUACCGUCCCCCAAAGGAGUUCAAUGGCUACUUGUACAUCGCCUUUAAUCUUCGCCAAGCAUUAUCCAUCUCCAUGUAUAUCCAGAACAGUAAUUGGAAAGCCAUUAUGGAAGAACAUAGUAGAUACAGCAAAUGUGAUCCCAUUGCCAUGGCAACUGUCAUCCCGUUCGGCAGUCUCCAUGACCGGGUUCAACGAUUAUGAGUUGGGCCGCAGAGAGUUCAAAAUUGAUGUUCCAGAGUAUUUCAACUUUGCAAGUGAUGUAAUGGAUGAAUGGGCCAGGAAGGAAGAGACAGGAGAGAGAUCUUCCAAUAUCCCAGCUUUCUGGUGGAUUGAUACCGAAGGAAAUGAAAUCAAGUGGUCAUUCAGGGACCUAUCAACAAAGUCAAAGAAGGUUGCCAAUUUGCUUGAGAAAAACUGUAACAUCAAGCAACAUGACAGAGUAAUGGUCAUCCUACCACGCCUUCCAGAAUGGUGGCUCCUCAAUUUGGCUUGUCUGAGAAUAGGGGCUGUCCUUGUACCGGGAUCCACCCAGCUCAGAGAGAUGGAUAUCAGAGAUAGACUUGAAAGCUCUAAAGCUGUCUGCAUCAUUACUGAUGAAGAAAUAUCACGUCUAGUUGAUAAUGUUGAAAAGGAUACAGAUGGUUUUCAACACAAAAUUCUUAUUGGAGAUGAGGAUAAUAUGAACAAGAAGGAUAGAGCUGGUUGGUUACAUUUUCAAGAGCUCUUUGAUGCAGCUUCGGACCAUCAUGAGUGUGUCAAGAGCCGCAGCAGUGACCCCAUGACAGUUUUCUUUACAAGUGGGACUACAGCCAAGCCGAAGAUGGCAGAACACACACAUGCAAGCUAUGGUCUUGGUCAUAUAAUUACAGCAAAGUAUUGGUUGGAUCUAACGCAGCAUGAUAUUUUCUGGAACAUGUCAGAUACCGGUUGGGCCAAGUCUGCUUACAGCAACAUCUUUGCUCCGUGGACCCAGGGAUCGUGUGUAUUCAUUCAUCAUUCACCUCGAUUUGACCCACUUCAAACCCUGCAGGUGUUCAAUGACUAUCCAAUCUCAAUAUUCUGUGGUCCUCCAUUAGCCUACAAUAUGAUGGUCCAGCAAGAUACAACAAAGUAUAAUCUAAGAUCUCUGAGGGACUGCGUCAGUGCUGGAGAGUUUUUGAGUCCUGAGGUGAACGAGGCAUGGAGACAAGUUAGUGGGAAAUUUAUCAGAGAAGGAUAUGGACAAACGGAAACUGUAGCAAUGAUAGCAUCAUAUCGCUGUAUUCAGACCAAGCCAGGAUCCUGUGGUAAGGCCUGUCCUGGUUAUGAUAUAGCCAUCGUUGAUGAGGACGGUAAUGAACUCCCAAGAGGGGAGGUUGGUAUCGUUGGCAUGAAGGUGAAACCUGUUAGACCGUUAGGUCUCUUCUCUCAGUAUGUGGAUGAUCCUGAAAGGACAAAGUCUGUGUUCCGAGGAGAUUAUUACGUGACUGGAGAUAAGGCCAUUCAAGACGAAGAUGGUUACUUCUGGUUAAUGGGUCGUAAUGAUGAUGUCAUAACAUCUGCAGGAUAUCGGAUUGGACCAUUUGAAGUAGAGAGUGCUCUGAUCAAGCAUCCGGCUGUUGCUGAGGUAGCUGCAGUUAGUUCACCAGACCCUACAAGGGGAGAGGUCGUGAAAACAUUUGUGGUAUUAGCAGAGGACUACAAGAGUAGAGAUCAAGCUGAACUUAUUACAGAGCUCCAAGAACACUCCAAGCAACUCACCGCACCAUACAAGUACCCUAGAAAGAUUGAGUUUGUGGAUUUGCUUCCUAAGACGACCAGCGGGAAGAUCAGAAGGGUGGAACUGAGACAGAGAGAAUGGGGUCAACGACCCGAGAAAUGAAGCAGUGAUAAAUGGUGGGUGAAAUCAUUUACUGACAAAGCCUCAAAUAGUAUCUGCCAUUUUGAAUAUAAAUAGAGAAUCAAAAUGCUUUUGUGUCAUUUUGUCAGAAAAAAAGUGGAUGAUGUUAAAAAUGUUUUUCAAGCAGAAUUUUUUCUGAAUACAUAUUGUAGUUAGAAGUAGAAAAGAAAGGAAAGGAAAAAGAAAGACAGUAUUACCGAUGAUGGCUUUGUGACUUGAGUGUUUUAUGUGAUGCAAGUGCCAUCAAAGUCAUUCUGUGAAUAUCAGUAUAUUAGUCUAUAAAAUCAUAAUGUGUAUAGAUUAUUCUGCAACGUUUGAAUAACAAAUUGCCAUUUCUUUAUCCGAUAUUGCACGGCGAUUUGUUUGAAUUUGACUAUAUAUGUCUUCAUAUAUGUAUGAGAUUGCCAGACUUAUUUUUAUUUCAAGACUAUAAAGUGCCUGUAAUUAAGAUACAUGACAGUGAUGAAAUUUAUAAACAAAACUGUACAUGUGUAAAUGCCUUCUUAAUUACAAAUUUUUGUGAUGUGUUAUAUUGGAAUUAUCAGAAAUUUGUGUGCUUCCUUCCCAAUGGACAAUGUAGAUUUUUUUGCCGAAAUUGACUUACAUUGGUCAUUAUCAAUUAUGAUAGUACUAUUAUAUAUUUUUCUAUCAAUAUAUUCAUAAUUUUAAUAAUUCUAUGUAAUUAUGUACGGUUAUAAAGAGUUAAUAUCCUGUAAUAUUAUUAUCACUACUUUCUUUGAAUUAGUGUCAUGCCUCUGGUACUAUUUUUUUUAAAAGUGAUUUGGUGGUGAUUUUUUAUGUGAUUGCUAAGAAAAGCAUGAUUGCUUAUAAGCAGGAUAAUGCCUUACCCAAGGGCUCUAGCACACCUAAUGGGAAUCGAACCCGGGUCACUGAAAUCUGAAACCUCCGCUCUACCGACCAAGCUAGUGGAAUGUUAAAAGAUCUCCAACUCGAUACACUGGAAAGUAGAAGGUAAAAGAGCAGACUGACAAUGAUGGACAAAACCCAGAAUAAUAAUUUUAAUAUAAACAAAGAGGAAUACAUUAACUUGAUUUUGACAAGGGAGACGAGGAAGAAUAGUGGUACUCGCAUAGAAGUGCCAUUUGCCCGGACAGAAACUUACAAAAACUCAUUCUUUCCUAGAACAAUCAGAGCUUGACUUAAAUCCUCAUAUAAAAAAUAAAACAUCAGUAGAAAGUUUUAGAGCAACACUCUAACCCACACGUGAGCAGCACGCUGGUGAUUUGCAGUCUACUGCCCUGGCGGUGCAAACUUCAAAAAAAAGGUUCAGAAAGUAUUGUGCCUCCAUCCAUCUGUCCUCUUUUUCUUCUCAUCAUUUCAAACCUCACUCAUCUGUGCAUAUGUGGGUGAGGUUGAUCUGAAAAACGAAUCACAUCGGUAAAUCUAGAUCCUAAGGUGGCUGUUAGAGUCAUGUUGCACCUUUCUAGCUAAAAGACGCAUCACAAGUGUGGUUAGGGUUCCUCAGUCUGCAAAUUCCUUAUAUUAUCAAUAUAUGUGAUAUUCAUUUUUUUUGUGUGUGUUGUCACCCACGUCCGCAUAUGUGGAUGUCAUGUGACUUAUCUAGCCAAUCAGAGAUGUGUACCCUGGAAGGUUCCGUGCAUACGGCACUUUGGCAGAGUAUAUAAGGCCUGCUUUUACAAACUUUGCUCAUUCUCCUGAGGACGACAAGAACACACUUGUCAAAACGUCAAGAUUGGAUGGUCCUUUUCAGGACCAACACUUGCCCAAGAAAGAUACAUGGUGUACCGUGAAACCUACUACAGUAAUAUAUGUGAUAGUUGUGAUACUAAUGCUCUCUACCCGGUUGUGAACUCUGGUUUUUUAUUCACAUUAUCAUAUAAUACAAACUCAAACACAUUAUCAAUGUUGUUUUUUUUAGAUUGGACAUUCUAUUACUACAAAUUUUAGUCUAUAUUAUCUACUUCAAAAAUAAAUACUUUUGUGCAUGAUUUGUAUUUUUAUGUAUGUGUCCUUCCUUCAUCCACUCUAUGCAUUCCACUAAUUGUUCAAUUAAAAAAAUGUUAUUUUAUUAAUUACUUAUUAUAAGACCAUUAUAUUUAAUGAAAUCAUGAAUUGUGAGAUUAAUUACCUACCUCAAUUGGUCCAAAAAGUACAAUCUUUUCACCUUCCCAUUGGCCCUACUUAUUGUGUCUUAUGUUGAUAACUAUCAUAUUGACAUAUAAACUAACAUGGACAUCAUCUAUCAUAUUGACCCAUAUGUUUCUACUAAUUAUCUAUACUGAGUACUAAGUGGUUGUGGUGCUUUAUAUUGUUAUGUCACAAGAUUCUAUUUUGAGCUAUUAAAUUGUGUAAUAAA
Molecule: messenger RNA, 4792 nt
Organism: Lytechinus variegatus (green sea urchin)
Lineage: Eukaryota; Metazoa; Echinodermata; Echinoidea; Temnopleuroida; Toxopneustidae
Product: acyl-coenzyme A synthetase ACSM3, mitochondrial-like
Exons: 16
Coding region: 418-2436 (672 amino acids)
Biological process (GO): fatty acid biosynthetic process; acyl-CoA metabolic process
Cellular component (GO): mitochondrial matrix
Molecular function (GO): fatty acid ligase activity; fatty-acyl-CoA synthase activity
Source: RefSeq, a predicted model, not a curated record